Messenger RNA from Neopelma chrysocephalum (saffron-crested tyrant-manakin), 5044 nucleotides. It is a transcript of the gene STARD8, whose product is annotated as StAR related lipid transfer domain containing 8. Gene Ontology annotation, biological process: actin cytoskeleton organization; regulation of Rho protein signal transduction; signal transduction. The record is from RefSeq and is a predicted model, not a curated record. Bases 142 to 3357 code for a protein of 1071 amino acids. NCBI's taxonomy places the organism in Eukaryota, Metazoa, Chordata, Aves, Passeriformes, Pipridae. Gene Ontology annotation, molecular function: lipid binding; GTPase activator activity. The transcript is spliced from 14 exons.
GGGAAAGGUCGCAGCUCUGCCGGGGGUGCCUGGGGGAAGGUCUCGAACCACCGGCGGACAGCGCUGGGUGGCCAAGGAGGGGAUGAAGGAGGCCGGGGGUCAUGCUGAUACUUUUUUUCUGCAUUUGAUCCACGGUUUCAAAUGAACAAAGCCGGGAUUAACAGCUCCUGCCAUGAAGCUGAAGCCAAGAAAGCCUGUGACUGGCUGCGGGCAGCAGGAUUCCCCCAGUAUGCCCAGCUGUACGAAGACUCCUUAUUCCCUCUUGACAUUGGCGCUGUGAAGAAGGACCACAGCUUCCUGGACCAGGAUUCCCUCAAAUCCCUGUGCAGGAGGCUGAUGACCCUGAACACUUGUGCCUCCAUGAAGUUGGAUGUUCACUUUCAGCGUAAACAGAAUGAAGACUCUGAGGAGGAAGACCUGUGUGCCAUCAGCAACCGGUGGGCUUUCCAGAGGGACAGCAAGAGGUGGUCCCGGGUAGGGUCGGCCGAUGUCCUCUCCCAGGGCUCGGAGGCCUUGAGCUGCACCAUGAGGCCGGUGUCCAGCCACGAGAGCGUCCUCACGGACCUCAGCACCAACCCGGAGGCCGCGUCCCUGCACAGCACGGGCAGCGUGGGCAGCGUGGGUGGCACGCGUGGCACGCUGGGCACUGCAGCUGCGCCGUCCGAACCCCCGUCACCGCUCCAUCCCGCCGCCAGUGCCACCAGCUGCAGCCGGAGCGAGCAUUCCUCACUGGAGCAGCCCCCGAGCCGCAGAGAGGGCUCCAAGGAGAAGCCAAAGAAACGACGGUCUCGCAGCUUCCUGAAGCGGAUCGAGUCCCUGCGGAGGAAGGACAAGGAGAAAGCCAGCCCAGACGGGAGGGUGGCCCUGCACAGCAGCAAAACUCUCCCACCGGGAUGGGGGCCCCUGAAGAGUAAUGGGGACCUCGCAGCCACCAGGACCAACUCCUCUAAGAGAGAGAUACCCGCCUCUUUCCAUGGCAAAAAACACUUCUUCUCACUAUCGUACAGGACUAACCGCCCGCUCGGCGCCGGGGGCACCACGGAGGGCUCUGACCCCAACUGCAGCGGAGUUUCCCUGGAGGACUUUGACACAGCUGCCACGGCCAGCAGCGCCUGGGCUGCCGCCUCUGCGUGCCAGCGCCGGCGGGCUCGCCGUGGGGACUGCCUGGUCUACAUCCCCUGUGACCACAAGCCUGGCACCUUCCCCAAAUCCCUCUCCAUCGAGAGCUUGUGUCCCCUGGGCGGCAGUUCCCUGGCCCGCUGGGACCCGGGGAGCGUGGCCGGGGGGCUGGGGGCGGGUGGCAGGGGCGGCAGCAGCAGCAGCACGGAGGGCUCGUCCUCCCCCCGCGGCUUUGCCCGCCGGCGCCGCGGCUCCUGUAGCUCCCUGGGCAGCCGGGUCAGCGUCUACGACAACGUGCCGGACUUCGGCAGCAGCGAGGAUUUCUGCAAGGACGGGGAGGUCACCUAUGAGAACCUCGACGACAUUCUGCAGCACAUGUGGGGGCUGCAGCAGAAGGUGGAGCUCUGGUGUAAAGCCAUCGCCCCCGGCCUGGGUGGGGAGGAAGGAGGUGAGGAAGAGGAGGAUGAGGAGGAGUUGGAUUCGGGAGGGGAACCCUCCAACCUGCACUUCGAAGAGCGAUCCAUGUCGGACGUAGGCACCUCUGCCAGUGACUUUGACAGCACGGGGAACUCCCUCAACGAGGCUGAAGAGAUUGAGAUGCGGGAGCGCCGGGAUUCGGGGGUGGGAGCGUCGCUCACAAGGCCCUGCAGAAAACUGCGCUGGCACAGCUUCCAGAACUCGCACCGGCCCAGCAUGAACUCGGCCUCGCUGGAGAUCAACCGCCAGUCCUCGGCCCAGCUCAACCUGCUCCAGAAGUGCUCCCUGCUCCGGCUCACUGCCAUCAUGGAGAAGUACUCGGUGCCCCACAAGCAAGCCUGGACGUGGACUGUCCCCAAGUUCAUGAAGAGGAGUAAAGUCCCCGACUACAGGGACAAGAUGGUUUUUGGGGUGCCACCCAUUGUGAACGUGCAGCGCACGGGGCAGCCCCUGCCCCAGAGCAUCCAGCAGGCCAUGCGCUACCUGCGCAGCCAGUGCCUGGACCAGGUUGGCAUUUUCCGUAAGUCGGGGGUGAAGUCCCGGAUCCAGGCGCUCCGGCACAUGAACGAGAGCAGCCCUGACAACGUCAGCUACGCGGGGCAGUCUGCGUAUGACGUGGCCGACCUGCUGAAGCAGUACUUCCGCGACCUGCCCGAACCCAUCUUCACCAGCAAGCUGACGGACACCUUCCUGCAGAUCUACCAGUUCGUGUCCAAGGAGCAGCGGCUGCAGGCGGUGCAGGCUGCCAUCAUCCUCAUGCCCGACGAGAACCGCGAGGUGCUGCAGACCCUGCUCUACUUCCUGAGCGACAUCGCCUUGGCCGAGGAGAACCAGAUGACUGCUGGGAAUCUGGCCGUGUGCCUGGCCCCCUCCAUCUUCCACCUCAACGUGUCCAAGAAGGAAAGCACCUCGCCCAGGGCCAUACACAAGAGGGGCACCAUGGGGAAGCCGGACCAGAAGGACCUUAACGAGAACAUGGCUGCGACGCAGGGGCUCUCCCACAUGAUCACCGACUGCAAGAAGCUCUUCCAGGUCUCCCACGACAUCCUGCUGCAGCUGAGCAGCUCCUAUAUGGCUGCAGAUGCUUAUCCACACCCCCUGACUGACUUGGUAUGUCAGGGGGAGAGCAAGGAUCUGCACUCCUACUUUGAGCAGAGCGUCCAGAACCUGCUCAAAGAGUCAUCAGAAAAAUUCAAGGGGUGGCUGAGCAGCCCGGGGCCCCUGAACACAGAGCUGUCCUGCAAAAAGGUCGGGGACGGGAACCCUCUACGCCUGUGGAAGGUCUCCACGGAGGUCGAGGCCCCUCCGGCCACGGUGCUGCACCGGGUGCUGCGGGAGCGUCACCUGUGGGACGAGGACCUGCUGCAGAGCAAGGUGGUGGAGGCCCUGGACCAGGACAUGGAGGUGUAUCACUACGUGACGGACAGCAUGGCCCCCCACCCGCGCAGGGACUGCAUGGUGCUCCGGCGCUGGCGCACGGACCUGCCGCGGGGAGCCUGCCUGCUCAUGGCCCUCUCGGUGGAGCACGACAAGGUGCCGGUGGAGGGAGGCGUCAAGGCCGUCGUGAUGAAGUCCCAGUACCUCAUCGAGCCCAGCGCCAUGGGCCGCUCCCGAGUGACCCACAUCUGCAGGGCUGACCUCAGGGGCCGGUCUCCCGAGUGGUACAACAGAGUCUUUGGCCACCUCUGUGCCAUGGAGCUGGCGAGGAUCCGUGACUCUUUCCCAGCCCUGAGUCCCAGUGGCCCUGAGACGAAGAUCUGAGGUGCCAGGAAGAUGCUCUGUCCUGCCUAACAUGGACUCGCCGUGGGUCUGGACUGGGGCUCUCAGCAGGGAGCACGGCGUGGGCAGUGCCCGUGGAGGGGGAGGCAGAGGCACAUAUUUAUAAAUGUCCUUCCACCCCGGGCUGGGCAGUCCCUGUCCCACCAGCCCUGAAGCGCUGCAGGGCAGAGGGUCACAGAGGAAAAGCCACGCAGCCCCUGUCCCACAGGAGGGGUGGGGGAAGAGGAAGAGGGGCUGUGGGGUGACCCCAGGAGGGCAGCCUGCGGCAGGAGCUGGGUCCCCCAACGCCAGCUGGGAGCAAUGGUGGGGGCGAAGGAGUGUGGAGUGAGGGGGGAGGACACAGUAGGAUGGAGCAGAGAGGACGGGGCCGUGUCCACAGGUCGCAGAGCUGUGUCGGGAAGUGCAGGGUGGGCAGUGAGGGGUGGAGUGUGUCUGUGGUGUCACCCGGCAGGGACAGCCAGCAGGUCACAGUUUGGUAGUGGAAGAGGCUGCUGUUCUGGGAGGAGGGGGGCUCCCCAUGGAUACAUAGGUACAGCUCGAGUGCCAGCCCCUGUCGAGGGGCAGAGGGAACCUGUUGCAGCUUUGGUGCUGAAUUCAUGGACGAAGCAGCCCUGUACUCCUGGGCCUCGCUCUUCCUUGGCUAAAAGCCCUCUUGUGCACUUGGUUUCAGUGGGGCUGGAUGAACAAUGUUCCAAGCCAAGCCCAUCCCUCUUAACCAGCCAACCUGCCCUUAUUGGGGCAGGACAUGUCUGGAGCCCCAGAGCAGCUGUCCCUGAGUGGGCUACAAGGGGAAGGGGCAAUGCCUGGAAGGCAGGACAAAGGGAGGGAGGGAGGGACCCCCUGGAACAGCAGCUCCCCUUUCUUUGCUGCCAUCAGGGCUCAGGGCCAUGCCCUGAGAGGGGAGAAGGGCAGAGCAGCACUAGCUGCUCCAUGGCAGUGCCCGGGGCUGGAGGCACCCUGAGGACAGUGCAGCAGAGUGUGGUUGCCCAGGCUGGGUCACCCCUGUGCCAGCUGCUGGGCCCAGCUCCAUCCCCUCCUGGCUGCCAGGGGUGGUGGGAGAUGGAAUUGCCCAGGAAUCACCUCUUCGGGCAGCCACAGGGGCACAGCCCAUGCCCUCUCCCUUCCACAAAGAUGUCCAUUCCCCUUGCCAUCCCUCCCUUCCCUCCAUGCAGAAACUGUCCACCGAAGCUGUCAGCACAUGGGAGACGACCUGAUUUCUCCAUUCAGGAAGGGACUCAAAUUCCCAGACAUUGUUCCAGCUGGAAGGCAACGCGACCCACGUGCUGGGGACCCCCAGUGUCAGUUUGGCCCUAACAUGUCCUGUCUGUCUUUUGGUGAAAAAAGCACAAAUCAGCCUCUAGUCUGUGUUUUUAUAUAUAUAUGUGUUUUAUAUAUACAUAUAUAUAUAAAUAUAACUAACAUUUGGGGGAGUGAAUUUUCUCCUGAUAUUUUUUUAAAGUGUUUCUUUUUUUCUAUCUAUAAAUACUUGUACAGGUGGAAUAUUAAUAUAUAACUGGUGGCAGAGCUCAGCACCAGGUGAUGCUCACUUAGAGCCAGAUAUUUUGUAUUUAAGGGACUUUUGUUUUGUAUCAUAUAAAACUUCAACAAUUGUUUGACUUGGAUGGGGGCUGCUCUUCCCAUCCGUGCAAUUAAUAAAGUACUAACGAGA